ACAUACAUAGCACUUGAGAAAGAGAGACACGUCAGAAUAAAUCUAUAUUUGUUAAAUUAUUUACACAACUAUUUCCCUUAUUGAAUAUUAAUCCGAAUACGUUUUACCAUGAAAUGUAUCCUAGUGACUGUAAUGCUGACGCUCUAUCUAGCUUAUUUAGUUAUGGCAUUGCCUGUAACGAAAAAUAAAAGGGAGGAAAAUAGCAAGGAGCCAAGCAGCACAACAGACACAGCUGACGUAGAAGCUGCAUUGGAAUAUGAACGGUAUUUACGCGAAGUUGUGGAAGCCUUAGAAACUGAUCCAGAGUUUAGGAAGAAAUUGGACAAAGCACCUGAGGCCGACAUACGCAGUGGGAAAAUUGCACAAGAGCUUGAUUAUGUAAAUCAUCAUGUGCGAACAAAACUGGAUGAAAUAAAACGUCGUGAGUUGGAGCGUUUGCGUGAACUGGCCAAUAGAGAAUUCGAGCUUAGUAAUGACAUUGAUCGCAACCAUUUAAAAGUACCACAACAUUUGGAUCACGGCAAUGAACAUACUUUCGAAAUCGAAGAUUUGCGUAAACUGAUUCAGAAAACCUCUGACGAUUUGGCUGAGGCCGAUCGUAAACGACGUGGUGAGUUCAAGGAGUACGAAAUGCAAAAGGAAUUUGAGCGGGAAGCGCAAAAAAAAGUAAUGGAUGAAGAGUCUCGAAAAAAAUUCGAUGCAGAAAUAAAAGAAAAGGAACAAAAACAUAAGCAGCACGAGAAAGUCCAUCAUCCAGGUAACAAAGCGCAAUUAGAGGAAGUCUGGGAGAAGCAGGAUCACAUGGAUAAGGACGAUUUCAAUCCAAAAACCUUCUUUUCCAUUCAUGACAUUGACAGCAAUGGAUUUUGGGACGAAGCUGAAGUAAAGGCACUCUUCGUCAAGGAACUGGACAAAGUAUACCAAAGUAAUUUACCCGAAGAUGACAUGCGCGAGCGCGCUGAAGAAAUGGAACGCAUGCGAGAGCAUUACUUUCAGGAAACUGACACUAAUCAUGACGGACUUAUCAGUAUGGAUGAAUUCAUGCAACAGACCUCAAAGGAAGAGUUUCAGAAAGACCCUGAGUGGAAGACUAUUGAUCAACAGCCUCAAUUUACACAUGAGGAGUACUUGGAGUUUGAGCGACGACGCCAGGAAGAAGUACAAAACAUGAUUGCUCAAGGCCAACUACCCCCACAUCCCAACAUGCCGCAAGGCUACUACGCAGUCCCACCAGCAUCAUUUCAAGCACCUGCGCAAGGUGCUCAAAUGCAUUAUCAGCAACCGAAUCAAUUACUUGAGCAGCAGCAGCAACAGUAUCAUCAUCAACAGCAGCAAUACGCUCAACAGCAACAGCAACAGUAUGGCGGGUCGCAGCCCGUUCCAGCUUAUCAGCAUCAACAGCCGCAGCCGCUCAUAUAUCAGCAACCAAGCCAGCAGCAGCAGCCACUGCCUACUUAUCGGCACGUACAACAUAAUGGUCAUCCUGAGCAAGUUUCUCUGCUUCAACAGAGCAAUAGUGAGACACCUUCACUUGUGCAAAAGCAGCAGCCUCAAGACAAAUUGCAGAAUGUCCACACAACAUCAGCAAAGAUCCCAACAACAAAAUGAAGAGCAUUAAACUAAUCAUUCCAUAAUUGCAUAUUCCGUAAAACAAAACUAUAAUUUAAAUUUUCGGUGAUUUAAAAAACUACCAGUUUAUGUAUUUCAUUCAAAAAUUAGCUGUUGAGUACAGCAAUGUUUUACCAUAACAGUUUUUUGUAUGCUUCUCAAAUAUACUUGAAAAUAAUAAAUAAUAUACGUUGAUAACAA
Messenger RNA from Drosophila mojavensis, 1809 nucleotides. It is a transcript of the gene NUCB1, whose product is annotated as nucleobindin-2. Gene Ontology annotation, molecular function: calcium ion binding. NCBI's taxonomy places the organism in Eukaryota, Metazoa, Arthropoda, Insecta, Diptera, Drosophilidae. Gene Ontology annotation, cellular component: extracellular exosome; endoplasmic reticulum-Golgi intermediate compartment. Gene Ontology annotation, biological process: carbohydrate metabolic process. The record is from RefSeq and is a predicted model, not a curated record. Bases 109 to 1608 code for a protein of 499 amino acids. The transcript has 3 exons.